Molecule: messenger RNA, 976 nt
Organism: Lolium rigidum
Lineage: Eukaryota; Viridiplantae; Streptophyta; Magnoliopsida; Poales; Poaceae
Product: probable WRKY transcription factor 12
Exons: 4
Coding region: 56-766 (236 amino acids)
Biological process (GO): regulation of DNA-templated transcription
Molecular function (GO): sequence-specific DNA binding; DNA-binding transcription factor activity
Source: RefSeq, a predicted model, not a curated record
CCAAGAUCCACCUCGAAAUCACUAGAUAGCGUAGUGCACGUACGCCACGAUCUACAUGCAUAUAUGCAUGGAUCAAGGAAUCCAAUUGGGGAUGCCUUACUCUCUUCCUAACCUCCAUGUGCCAGAUCACUACUACACCACCCCUAUUCCUCUUUCUCCACUUGAACUACCUUGCCAUCCCAAGCUUCUCCAGAUGCAAUUCGACCAGAACGAGGAAGCCUUGAUGAUCUCCUCUGAACAUUGUGGGCUAUACCCGUUGCCCGCGCUUUGCCGCCACUCCAGCUCCGCCAACCACCCCGCACAGACCAUCGUUUGCGAGAAGCCCACCGCCGGUUUCGUGCCCAGUUUUGGGGCUGAGGAGGUGAGCACCUCGGUGACGAUGAGAGCUGGCUUUGAGGGUGCUAGCUGUAAUGGUCAUUCCGGUACAUGGUGGAGGGGUUCCAUGGCAGGGGAGAAGGGGAAGAUGAAGCUGAGGAGGAAGAUGAGGGAGCCGAGGUUCUGCUUCCAGACCAGAAGCGACGUUGAUGUUCUGGAUGAUGGAUACAAGUGGAGGAAAUACGGGCAGAAGGUUGUGAAGAACAGUCUACAUCCCAGGAGCUACUUCAGGUGCACCCACAGCAACUGCCGCGUGAAGAAGCGUGUGGAGAGGCUUUCGACCGACUGCCGCAUGGUGAUCACCACGUACGAGGGCCGCCACACGCACUCCCCUUGCGAGGACACCUCCUCCUCCGGCGACCACACCACCACCUGCUUCAGCUCCUUCUAGGUCACAGAAGAGAUCAGGCAAGCAAGCAGCAAAGUGCAUAGAUCCAUCGAAACCCGGUAAAUCUUCCCUGCACGGGAGGUCCCAUGCAUGUUUCAUCCAACGAUUUACCUAGUUGCGAGGUUUAGGACUCAUGCUGCACGGUUUCGCUCAGUUUCAUUGUAUUUCGAGAUUCUGAAUUGAAUUGGUAUGCAAUAUUGCCUAAAGAGUUUG